AUGCCACUCAUAAUUGUGACCGGUCUCCCGUGCUCAGGCAAGACAUAUCGCACACAACAGAUCCUCAGUGAACUCGAGGCCUACAUCGCCUCGAACCCUUCGUUUUCACGACGGACGGUACAAAUCAUCAAGUCACACCACUCCUCCUCCGACCAAGCAUCUGAGUCUAGCACUCCAUCAGAAACGAAACCAAGUCUCCGCGAUGAUAUCUACAACAGUGCCGCGCAGGAAAAGACGGCUAGAGCAGAGGAGUUCUCGGCGAUCAAGAGAGCCUUGUCGAAGGACAACAUCGUCAUCACGGACAGUUUGAACUACAUCAAAGGCUACAGGUACCAGCUGUGGUGCGAAGCCAAAGCCACUGCCACAAGGUGCUGCGUUGUUCAUGUGGCCGCGCAGGAAGAGGAGUGCAAGAAAUGGAACCGGGAACGGCUGCGGGCGUGGGGAAGGGAUCAGGAUGACUCGGGUGAGACAGACCCGUCGUCGACAAUGAAACAGGCUCCGGGUGCACAGGGAACGAAUGUGCUUGGAGAUCUUGCGCCGGAGAGUCACACCGCAGUCUAUGGCGACCGAGUCGUGGGAAAAACCAGCAGGUCGAGAUCAUCCUCGCUCGAUGGAGUCGAUGACGGUGACUCCGCGAAAAUGAUUGCGGACGACAGCAUGACCUUAAAGUCUCUCUACAUUAGCGACAAGACGACGACGACCACCACCUCUAACAACAAUAACCACCCCCCCUCAAUCGUAAGAAGAAACCCACUCCAAGCCUCACAAGACACAGAGCCUCCUCCCACGCAAACCGCCAUGAUCACCACCACCACCACCCCAUCACAUGUCCCAAUCCCCUCACUGACCUCAGCACCACCAUACUCAGCGAGCACGCUCCAGUCGCUCACGAUGCGGUACGAGCCGCCCUCGCCCUUCUCACGCUGGGACACACCACUGUUCAUUAUCCCGACAACGGACCCCUCACCACCGACCACCCAGAUCUGGGCCGCGCUGUAUCCGUCGGCAAGCAAACCCACGAGCAAGAAAGCCCUGGCCGAGAGCAAGAGAAGCAGAAGCAUAGAACCCGACGCCGCCACCACCACCACCAGCCCACACCGAGAGCACAUCAAUAACAACAACGACGCAGCCGCCAUCAAACCGCACGCGGCGACCGUCCUCCCCAAAGCGACGACGUCGGACGCGCUGCAAAUCCUCGAGAGCGCAACCAUGGACGUCGUCAGGCAGCUGCUGUCGGCCGCGCGGACCGCCGGCCUCACCACAUCCAACAGCAGCACCGGCGGCGAUGCGACCACACUGACAUUCACGGUCCCCAUGCCGCCGUCGCCGUCUCCGCACGAGCACGAACAACGGUCCCUCGCGCCCGUCGAAUCGAGCAUCUACAUCCCCGCGUCCGUCGCGCCCGUCCUCAGCCAGCCGCUGCUGCAGCGCCUGCGCCGCAAGUACACGCAGAUCCAGCGCGGCGGCAUCGCCCACGGCCAGGGCCAUGUCAGCGGGCGCGCCGCCGUCGUCAUGGGGUUUGUGGCAUUUUUGGACGCCGAGUGGAAUGCUGACGAGUGA
Molecule: messenger RNA, 1560 nt
Organism: Exophiala bonariae
Lineage: Eukaryota; Fungi; Ascomycota; Eurotiomycetes; Chaetothyriales; Herpotrichiellaceae
Exons: 2
Coding region: 1-1560 (519 amino acids)
Biological process (GO): tRNA wobble uridine modification
Source: RefSeq, a predicted model, not a curated record